ACAGGAUUGGCUGGCCGAGGCCGUGAAGCAGAGGUGUCUGACACAGUGCUGUGCUGUACGGCUGGAGAGAGUGGACAAACUGCACACCACAUGUUCACCCUGCGUCGACCAGACACGCUCACACGACAACGGGCGGUCUGUCGACCACGUGCGCUUGGUGACGAGGGGUCAGUCCAUGGACCACUCGGCGACGAGGGGUCAGUCCAUCGACCGCUCGGCGACGAGGGUCAGUCCAUCGACCGCUCGGCGAUCAGGGGUCAGUCCAUCGACCACUCGGCGACGAGGGAUCAGUCCAUCGACCACUCGGCGACGAGGGAUCCCUCUAGAGACCACACAGGGUCAGUGACUGAAGGGCAGUCUAUAGACCGUGCGGUCAACGACAGCCGUAUCGUGUCUGUCAGCCGGACCAGUGAGGAACCUGUCAGGGUGAAGCAGAGACUGACCACACACUGUGAGGUACAGCUGGGGAGGCUGACCGAAACCCGACCCCACAGAGAGACCAGCCUGACUGUAACUCAACCCCACAGAGAGACCAGCCUGACCGUAACUCAACCCCACAGAGAGACCAGCCUGACCGUAACUCGACCACACAGAGAGACCAGCCUGUUGUCCAGUGACCACGCACGUUCAGAGAACGUUCAGAGUCUCGUCCCUAAAGACCACGUUCCCAGGGACAGUCUCGUCCCUAAAGACCGCGUUCCCAGGGACAGUCUCGUCCCUAAAGACCAGGUUCCCAGGGACAGUCUCGUCCCUAAAGACCGCGUUCCCAGGGACAGUCUCGUCCCUAAAGACCAGGUUCCCAAGGACAGUCUCGUCCCUAAAGACCACGUUCCCAGGGACAGUCUCGUCCCUAAAGAGCGCGUUCCCAGGGACAACCCCCACAGAAGGAAGGUGGGAGGUGCUCCUAAAGAGCGGAGGAGCGUGUCUCGGGAGCGGCCCGCCACCAGUAGGAAGGUGUGUGUGAGCGGUGUGAGUGUGAGUCGCUGGGGAAGGAGAGACAGGGCUCCCAACAGCAGAGCAGCACCUCCCCCUGGCCGAGCUGGGGACUGCAGCAUCACUGAACUGCUGUCUGCUCAACACACACACGGGGUAGUAUUGGGGACUCCAGUUGGUGGUAACAGACUCCACCUGUCGUCUCUGCUGGUCAACCUCACUCCUGAGACUCACACCUGGAGUCGCCUCAAAGCUGCCCUCUCCCUACACAGGAAGACCAAAGCGUUCCUGACUCCGAAGAGGCCUCUCUACCUGCUGUCCUCUCCUGAGGCGGAGCUAGGGGUGGGACUAGAGGCGGAGCUAGAGGCGGAGCUAGGUGAUGUCAGUCAAAAACUGUUCUCCACGCCCCGCCCACCAAACCUCCGCUCAACGAUACGGGGGAGCACUCCUCUGAGUGUGUGUUCGUUAGACGGAGAGCUGUCUGAUGACCAGAAGGUGUUUUCGGAGUGUAACCAGACAGGACCUCUGGGCUUCCAGGACUGUCUCCCAGCAGCCAGGAUGAAGCUCUGUAGGAAGAUCGGAGAGGGGACCUUCGGAGAGGUCUUCAGUACCACCAACACCUCUGGAGACGCCGUCGCUCUCAAGAUUAUCCCAGUAGAAGGAUGUGACCAGGUGAAUGGAGAGGAACAGAAAACCUUUGGAGAAAUCCUCCACGAGAUAAUCAUCUCCAAGGAGCUGAGCAGUCUAAAGGAGAAGAAACACAACCAGACCACUGGCUUCAUCGGACUGAAGGAUCUCCACUGUGUGCAGGGCUGCUACCCUCCAAGCCUGCUAAAAGCCUGGGACUCCUUCAACACACAGAGAGGAUCAGAGAAUGACCGGCCAGAUUUCUUCAAUGACGAGCAGCUGUUUCUGAUCCUGGAGUUCGAGUUUGGAGGCAGUGACCUGGAGAACAGUAAUGGACAGCUGGCGUCGGUGAUGGUGUCUAAGAGUAUCCUCCAUCAGGUGACUGCUGCUCUGGCUGUGGCUGAACAGGAGCUCUGCUUUGAACACAGAGACCUCCACUGGGGUAAUGUAUUGGUCCAGUCCACUAAGGAGAAGGAGGGGAGUUUCCUCCUCAAUGGGACAAACCAUUCCUUAGAGACCAGGGGGGUGAGCGUACGCAUCAUCGACUACUCCCUCUCCAGGCUCGAGAUAGAUGGUCUCACCGUGUCCUGUGACAUCUCAGAGGAUGAGGAGUUGUUCCAGGGCCAUGGAGACCUGCAGUUUGACAUCUACAGACUCAUGAGACAGGAGAGACGGGUACGUUGGGGUGGGGGGGGUUACCAUGGAGACCUGCAGUUUGACAUCUACAGACUCAUGAGACAGGAGAACGGGUAUGUUGGGGUGGGGGGUUACCAUGGAGACCUGCAGUUUGACAUCUACAGACUCAUGAGACAGGAGAACGGGUACGUUGGGGUGGGGGGUUACCAUGGAGACCUGCAGUUUGACAUCUACAGACUCAUGAGACAGGAGAACGGGUAUGUUGGGGUGGGGGUUACCAUGGAGACCUGCAGUUUGACAUCUACAGACUCAUGA
This is a messenger RNA of Oncorhynchus masou masou (cherry salmon), 2511 nucleotides long. RefSeq lists its product as uncharacterized. Gene Ontology annotation, molecular function: ATP binding; histone H3T3 kinase activity. The record is from RefSeq and is a predicted model, not a curated record. Gene Ontology annotation, cellular component: nucleus; cytoplasm. The coding region runs from base 91 to 2511 and encodes 806 amino acids. NCBI's taxonomy places the organism in Eukaryota, Metazoa, Chordata, Actinopteri, Salmoniformes, Salmonidae. The transcript is spliced from 11 exons. Gene Ontology annotation, biological process: mitotic cell cycle; protein phosphorylation; intracellular signal transduction.